Molecule: messenger RNA, 726 nt
Organism: Lytechinus pictus (painted urchin)
Lineage: Eukaryota; Metazoa; Echinodermata; Echinoidea; Temnopleuroida; Toxopneustidae
Product: neurogenic locus notch homolog protein 1-like
Exons: 5
Coding region: 1-726 (241 amino acids)
Molecular function (GO): calcium ion binding
Source: RefSeq, a predicted model, not a curated record
AUGUUUCUUGAAUGCCGGAAGAAACUUCAUCCCAAUGGAAGUAUGGUGCAGACUAUUCCAAAGAUCAUUCGCGUUUCAUCUACUGAGGACUCGUGUCCCACCAGGAAUGAUAACUCACAAACCUUUGGUCACCGAGUUUGUAGAUUUCCAGAUUGUGAUGAAGAUCUCUGUGAAAACGGCUGGUGUUUGGAGACUAUGAAAAGUUACAAAUGCAUCUGCUUUGCUGGAUUUCAAGGACCCCUCUGCAAUGAACCUGCAGAAUCACUAUUGACUGACGAAAUGAUGAUGACAAAGACGGGAGAAACGAGCACAGCAGACCUGGUGACCACUGAUACGCCCUCAAGGACAACACAUCUAGCGGAAUCCCUUGAAAGUCCAUCCGGUUGUAUAGAAUAUUUAUGUGAGAACGGCUGGUGUUUGGAGACUAUGGAGAGCUACAAAUGUUACUGUUUUGCUGGAUUCCACGGGACCCAUUGCAAUGAACGUACAGCAGAUAAUUCGAGCUGUCAAGAUAUUUUCGGAUGGUAUGAAGGCAAUCUUUAUUGUUACUUUGAUGAGAGAGUCAACUUUUCUCGAGCACUGACGAACUGUCGGAACAUCAACUGGAAAGAUCAGGAAGACGAUCAUUCUCCUGGUUUUUCCGAUCUAGUGUCCAUUCACAGUGAUGGGGAGACGAACAUUAUUUUGGACUUGUGCAAAGGAAAAGUAAGUACAAUACGCCCCUGA